This is a messenger RNA of Nilaparvata lugens (brown planthopper), 409 nucleotides long. RefSeq lists its product as uncharacterized. NCBI's taxonomy places the organism in Eukaryota, Metazoa, Arthropoda, Insecta, Hemiptera, Delphacidae. The transcript has 2 exons. The record is from RefSeq and is a predicted model, not a curated record. Bases 104 to 409 code for a protein of 101 amino acids.
CGAUUUAUUCAGGUAUUGGGUGGGGGUGAUUGGCGUGGAGAGCCUCUCCACCUUGCAGGCACCUCGGAGGACUAAUAAUCACCUCGAAAGCUUCCACGCUAGGAUGUUGGCUGCAUUCGGCGUCAACCUGGAUGUGUGCAGUUUUAUACACAGAGACGAUCCGCAACGAGUGCGUAGGGCUCGAAGUGACAACAACGCCAACUCUGAUGCAAUCAGGAUGGCGCUGCGGCGAUUAACGCGCCAGGAAAUUACACUAAUAAAUUUCCUGACGACGGUGAGCCAUUGUGCUGACAACCUGAUAGAACGGGGAUUUGUCCAACAGCACAAUGGCCUCCAGGAAGCGGUCGUCGUUGACGAGGAAAUAAUUGAGUGGAUGUUGCCAGUGGCAGGAGAGUUUUUAAGCAAUUGA